UUCUUCUUAACAUAAACCCCUCUCCGCGACACCUCCGCGUAGACACCCACUGUCUCCUCCGUCGCUUCGCUCCGGGCCGCCAGUUACUCCGACGCUCCUGCACGCCCCCUUCCUCACAGUUUUGGGCCCCACCUUUGGACUACCACUUCACACUUCUCUGGAAAUCAUGAGAGAAAUCGUGACAAUCCAAGUGGGAGGUUUUGCUAACUUCAUUGGCUCUCAUUUCUGGAACUUCCAGGAUGAGUUACUUGGGCUGGCUUCUGACCCUGAAGGGGAUUCAGUCUUCAAAAAUCAGUGUCUGAAUAUGGACGUGCUCUACCGCACCGGCGAGACUCAUCAGGGGAUUCUUACAUAUACUCCUCGCCUAGUUUCGGUUGACUUUCAAGGAUCCCUUGGAUCAGUCAGUUCAUGUGGUACAUUGUACAAUGAGGCUUCCUCUGUGCCUUCAGAUGUUGUGACAUGGAAGGGUAGUGUUUCCACUCAAGUGUCUGAGCCUCAUAAGAAGAAUCUGUUCUUACAAAGUUUGUACAAGGAAGAGCAGGAAAACCUCACAGUGAUGAAUGCUGCGAAGGAUAAGAGGAAUGAUUUUCAAAGAGAAAUUGAGGAUAAGGAUAUGGUUGAAUGCUUAGAUAAUGGUGUCCAAUAUUGGACAGACUUCUCAAAAGUCCACUAUCAUCCUCAGAGUCUCUAUGAAUUAAGUGGAUUAUGGAUGGAUGUUCAGGAAUUUGACAAUUACGGAAUUGGAAGGGAUGCUUCCUCUGGAAGUUUUCGAGAAGACACAUGUGAAAGGCUUCGUUUUUUUGUAGAAGAGUGUGACCAUGUCCAGGGUUUUCAAUUUAUUGUUGAUGACUCUGGAGGUUUUUCAGCUGUAGCUGCUGACUUUUUGGAGAAUAUUGCUGAUGAGUACACUAACACUCCAGUGUUGCUCUAUGCUGCCCGCAGUCCCACCUCUUAUACGAAUCUUAGAAGCAGGAAGCAAACAGUGUUCAGGGACCUUCAUGAUUCAGUUUCAUUUUCAAGAUUAGUGCCCUACUGUAAAUUGAUUGUGCCAGUUGGUUUACCCUCCUUGAGUACAAGCAAAGCUACGACAUUCCUUCAUAUUGAAGAUGAGAAGCCUUACCACUGUAGUGCAGUUUAUGCUGCAGCUCUACACUCUGCCAGUCUUCCUUUACGGAUGGAGUCAGUUGGGCCAUUUGCGGAUUCAUGUGCUGUCUCUGGUGCUGUGGAUGUUAAUGAAUUUGUACAAAUGUUAGCUGGGCAAGCUAGGCAGAAUAUGGUGUCUAUUCUGGAUGUUUCAAUGCCAGCACCACCAUUGACUCGGAAACAGGGUGAGCAAUCCUUGAUCGGGAGUUUGCAGCCUUUGACACCAGAAGUGGCAGAUGAUGUGGACGACUCUCAGGCCGUGGAAUCCAUGAUUGUUCAUGGAGCACUUGGUUCCGAUGGUUAUCAUGCUUCAGUUUCUGCAGUGAAGGAUUCAGUUAAUGCCGUUUAUGAACAUGCAAUAAGUAGACCAAUGUUUUGCCAUCUAUCAGUUGCUCAAUGUCCACUUCCCAUUCCCUUGCCAUUUCCUUCAAUUUUCGGGAAUCUUGUUGGUCAACAUGGUGAGCUGUUGAACAGCCCAAUUUUGGGGUCUACAUUGAGAGGAUCACUCGAUGUUCAUUCUAUACCAAUGGCUGCCAGAUUGCGAUCAAGCAACUCCAUUUUGCCAUUUCUGCAAAAUAGAUUGGGGAAUCUUCGGAAAUUUGGAAUAAAGCGUGGAGCUCUCGGGGCUGAGCUGCUUAGAAGUUGGGGUUUCGGGACAGAUGAAAUCCAGGACAUGGGAGAGACGCUGUCAAAAAUGGUUGCGGCAUUAGUUCCCGAAUCUGAAUUGUCCUCUGACUCAGAUUAAGUUAAGAGUUAACACGACGGUGUCAAACCUUCUCAAUCAGUUUAUUACCCAUUGAGCAACUCUUUAUACAUUGAACUGAUGGUUUAUCCCGGAUCACCAUUCUCUUUCUGGUACAAGAGAAUGUUUUCAUGUAGCUCUUACCUUUCGGGAUAAUUCGUGUGAAAUUCGGUAACAAUUCCAAUUAUAUUCAAAGUAGAUGAAAAUUGAAAAAUA
Mangifera indica (mango) is the source of this 2101-nucleotide messenger RNA. RefSeq names its product protein misato homolog 1-like. The record is from RefSeq and is a predicted model, not a curated record. Bases 167 to 1888 code for a protein of 573 amino acids. Gene Ontology annotation, cellular component: cytoplasm. Lineage: Eukaryota; Viridiplantae; Streptophyta; Magnoliopsida; Sapindales; Anacardiaceae. The transcript has 10 exons.